CAUUCUGUGCCUUUUGACGUAUGUAUGUAGACCGCUCACUGAGCCACAAUGGCUUCUGCUUCCUGUGCGUCGGUUCCGUUCCUGGUUGUCACAGGUUUUGUAUUUUAUUUACACGCCUGCGUGGAUUUAUGAAAGGUUGUGAUUUUGUUUGAAGUCUGUUUUAUGUAUGCUUGGUUAGUUAAGAGUGACAAGUAAGUCAUCGUGAAAAUUUAUUUAAAGAGAACAGCAAGCAGCACAGUUUAUUUUAUUGACCAGUUUCCUUGUUUGUAAGGUACUAUUCUAGGAAGGGUUGUAAGCGACAUGAAGUUUCAUUCAUUGUAAUUUUAUUACCAGAAAAGUGGCACGGGUACCAGAAUGGGAGGCGUGAGUAAUGUGUUUCGUUUGCUUUUUGACAGUGCAUUCUGAUUGAGUCGCGUCGCUUGCGGUGCUCCAGUUCGGCACUGUCACUUAUUUUCGUUCUCAUUUGUAAUUCAUUAUUGAUACAAUGAACCCAAACGUUUGAAAACCAAUGUUAAUGUCUAUAUGUGUAAAUUUUGCUUAGUUUCAUGUCAGUUUAACCUAAGAGAAAGCACCGACUAACAUCAACUUAAACCCAGUAAGGAUUAACAACACUGAGGUGCGUGUCGCGUCUGUAUUUCUCAUUAUCCUUGCUUUAUUUCAAAUUUGAAAAGAAUGACUUAAAACUUGCAGUGUCUCAUGCCUUCAUGCUUUCAGUUUGACUUCGAACCCCUCGAAAGGAAAAGGACAGAGUCUAACACGAAUAAAUGAGCUACGCAAGACGCUGAGCGGGUCUUUUAAAAGCUGCCUAAAUCGAACCGAUGUAUUCAUAGCAAAUACGUCGGGAAACUUGUUCGAUUCAGCCGCGCUUACUCAAAGGAACCUGCGGUAUAUACCCCGGACUGGAAAUCAAUACGAAGUUCUUAGGCUUUAGAUCGUACAGAAUUGAUCCCUCUGAUGCGUUACUUUUUUUAUUCCUAUUAGCCUUUCUAGAUAUCUUUACCCUUAUUGCUGAGCACCGUUCACGCAGCCAUGACCUCUUUCCGUGGCCGCCUGUGGAGCCGUUUAGAGGCAGUAUGCCGCUUUAUGCCUGUGAUAGUAAACACGGUGUUAGUGGUGUCCAUUACGGGAGAAGUGAUGUAUCUGGUAAUGGUGGAGGCGCCUCUCGAGCCUGAACAAAAAGAAAGGGACUGGGCCCCCCUAUGGAAAGGUGUCCACCUGGCAUCGCAGAUCUUCAUGUUUGGCAACAUUCUUUGGAACGCCUCGCUCUUCUUAAGGACAAGCCCCAGCAUCCGAGGGGUUUUUCUGGAAGGAUCAGCAGUUGGCCAAGGGUGGAGGUAUUGCUAUGCUUGUGAGACGCACAUUCCUCCAAGGUGUUCCCAUUGCUAUGACUGUAAGGUGUGUGUGCUUCGGAAAGAUCACCACUGUGUCUUUUUUGGCCAAUGUGUUGGUUUCAAGAACUACCGGUAUUUUCUCAGCUGUCUACUGUUCAUGUGGGCUGGUCUGCUGUAUGCUGUUGUGCUAAAUGUUGAGGUUUUCAUCAUCAUCUUGAAAGAAGGCAUCACACCACACAGUGUAUUGCUUCUUUUAAUGCCCUGGAUCAUGCUUAUUACAGGUCAAGUGACUGCCAGAGCCUUUGCUUUUGCCUUUGUGGCAGAUACCUGUGUGGUGGGCUGUUUAUGUGUAUCUGCAUUCCUGUUUUUCCAUGUAGCAUUGAUGCUGAGAGGGCAGACCACAAGAGAAUGGUAUUCAAACCAACGUCCUUACAGUUUGGGCUGGCGGCGCAAUAUUCUGGAGUGCCUUGGUGAGCGUUGGUAUGUGGCUUGGCUAUGCCCUCUCAUUCCUUCUCCUUUCCCUGGUGAUGGGAUACAUUUUUUGGUUACAGCUCCUCCUUCGGGAGUCAGAUCUGAUAAUGUGAAUUCUGGAAAGAACUAAUCUUGAUCAAGUGGAAGUAAAGACCUACAAUUCCUUCUGCACUGUAGCAUUUUCUGACAAUGAAUAUGGCUGUGCCUUCUUUUCAGAUAUUCUUUAUGGACUAUUUCCUGAUUUUUAAUUCACAGCUUCAUAGCAAAUGUUUCUGCUCUUAUAUAAUGAGGGCAACAAGAAAUAAGCAGUUCACUGUUUUAAAUUAUUAUUAUUUUUUUUCAUACAUGAAAAUAUUUCAACCUCUUGACACAAAGUUAGGUGAUAAGUAAAACAAAAAGUACUGUUUCAUAGAACUUUUGAACAAGUAGCCACUUAACCCCUGGAAUGCUGCAAAUUAAUAUAUUAUAAUUUACAUUAAUGGACAAAGACAUGCCUCAAUUCUAUAGCUGAAAUUUUUUUGUUUUUAAUUAAAUAAAUCUGUUUGAUUUUGUGUGUAGAUACACUUGUGAACUCUGUAUCCACCCCCUUUCAUACUUUACAAGUUUGUGCUACAAUAUUUGGGCAUCUGUUAAAUUCAGAGAUAGAGUAUAAUCUAUGAUCUUUGUUUUGAUUAAAACUUUAGGUAGUUUGGUUUAUGACACCAAUAACGUAUAAUUUAAAUGACAUCAAAAAAAGUGAUUUAAAAUCAGGAACUAACUUAAUGAGACUUGAAAUCCAGGUUUUAAAAAGAUACCUUGAAUAUGAAAUUCUAGGGUCUGUUUGGGGGUUGUGGGGUUAAAAUCACAUAGUCCACUUGAAAUAAUGCCCCUGCAUAAUUUGGAAGAAUGUUGUUGUUCUCCAAAACUACUUUUUCACCCUGAGUCAGUUUAUGUUGUAUAUACUGAACCAUGGACAAUAUCUUACCUUGGUCAUUUUUGAACUUAGGGCAAAAUAGACACAAUUAUUAAAGAUUCUUUUAAUUUAUCUAUUUUUACUUUACUUGCAUAUUGAUGGAUCUCUUGCUUAAUUCCUUAGAAUUCCUGCAUUAAUAUUGGCUUUAAAAACUGAUGCACGAAAAUGUGUUGCAUCAGUUUUCUUUCCGAGAGACCAGAGUAGUUUUUGGUUUCAAGUUUAAAAAAAAUAAUUUUUCACCAAAAAUCUACAAAAAAAUUGAUUGUAAGUUACCUAUUUUAAUAUGCAGUAAUUUAAACCAUCCACAUAAAAACAGUUUUAAUAUUUUAAAACUGUAUUACUUUUUUGCUAAUUCUUUGCCAGCGAUAACCACAUGUUAUUGUGUGGAGAUAUAAAGUAUUUAUUAUAUAUAAAUAGAAGGGGUUUCUAGAUUUCAAAAAGUAGAUCCAUGUCUUUUGAGUAAAGACAAGGAUUUUCACUUUCAGUACUAUGUUCAUAUUUCUUCUUUGGGUCUUCAGCUUCUGGUAAGACAAGAGCUAAACAAGUAAAGCGUUUGGAAAUCAACUAACUGUCCUGUGUGUUUCAGCAUGAAAUAGUGCAUGUAUGUCAGUAUCCCCAGUACAAGUGAGAUUACCAGCUGCUCAUCAUGCUCUAGUCUACAGGUAAAUGUGUUAUAAAUACAGAUUAGUAUACAAACAUUUACACACAAAAGGCAAUUCACGAGUUUAGGUCGUAAAAAUUGAAGUACCGUCUUUGUAUCAAAUCACUCAGGGGAUCUAAAUGUGCAUGUGCUGGCUGCUGUGUUGCCUUCUGCCAGCUGAAAACUGCAUGAUAAUUUUAUUUAUUUUUUAUUCAAACCUGCUUCCAUGAAGCUUUAGUUUUGAUUUGCUUUAAAAGUUUUAUACAGCUCGAUUCCAAACCAGUGUUCCAUCACUGAAUCAAUCAUUUAUGAUUUGUUACAACAAGUGAUUGCUCAGAAUAUUUGCUUAUUGGUUUUCUAUGUUAAUUUUUAACAACAUACUUUUUUAUGUAAUUUAUUGUUGGUUCAUUUAAAGCAGAAUGUUUAGAUUCUAUUCUGUAUUAUAAUAUGUAGUGUGUUUUUUUAUGUACAAGACACUAAUGUAUAAAGAAAAUGACCAGCUGAGCCAGAAUUGAGUCUUAAACCCUGAGAAUAACAAUACUAUAUACAAUGUGUAUUUACAGCAUGCACAACUACUUUGUAACGGACACUGCCCAUGCUUUUUCAGAUUUAAAAGAACAAAUGAUUUUGUUCUGUGGCAUGUGAAGAAUAUUCUUUAAAAUUAUUAAAUCCAGACACAUUUGGUUUUCAUGCAUGUAACUCAAUUAGUUCCACACAUUUAUCUUAACUGUUUUUGUUUUGGUGUAUGCCCUGGUGGUGUUAUUACAGUGCAAUGUAGUUUUGGGUACUAAACAACUUUAACUACU
This is a messenger RNA of Erpetoichthys calabaricus (reedfish), 4200 nucleotides long. It is a transcript of the gene zdhhc24, whose product is annotated as zinc finger DHHC-type containing 24. Gene Ontology annotation, molecular function: protein-cysteine S-palmitoyltransferase activity. Gene Ontology annotation, cellular component: Golgi apparatus; endoplasmic reticulum. Lineage: Eukaryota; Metazoa; Chordata; Cladistia; Polypteriformes; Polypteridae. The coding region runs from base 1030 to 1932 and encodes 300 amino acids. The record is from RefSeq and is a predicted model, not a curated record. Gene Ontology annotation, biological process: peptidyl-L-cysteine S-palmitoylation; protein targeting to membrane. The transcript has 3 exons.